Molecule: messenger RNA, 2368 nt
Organism: Condylostylus longicornis
Lineage: Eukaryota; Metazoa; Arthropoda; Insecta; Diptera; Dolichopodidae
Gene: Cnx99A
Product: calnexin
Exons: 11
Coding region: 154-2049 (631 amino acids)
Biological process (GO): protein folding
Cellular component (GO): endoplasmic reticulum; endoplasmic reticulum membrane
Molecular function (GO): calcium ion binding
Source: RefSeq, a predicted model, not a curated record
AGGAAAUAUACAUACAUAUAAUUUAUCGUGAGGUUAAAUGUUUUUAUUUAUUUAUUUUAAUAUGUUUAAGUAGAUUGCGUUUAAAAAACGAGAUUAGGUUGACUUUUUAUUUUUAUUCUACAACAAAAUUUAAUUAGAAAAUAAAACUUCACUAUGAGGCGGAGUUUAUUAUUCACUUUGGCCCCAAUUUUAUUUAUAUUGGCAGCGGUUUAUGGACAUAUAGAAAAAGUUGAAUCUCAAUCUGGAUCUGGAGAUGACGGUAUUGUGGAAGUAGAUGAAGAAGCGAAUGCAAAUUCUGUAGAUGAGGCAGAAGAAAACAAUGAUGAAAUGGAAGAUUUCGGUGAUUAUGUGAGUGAAAAUUUCGAUGUUAAUCGAUUUUUCUUUGGGGAGCAUUUUGAUGAUCUAAAUAGUUUCUCAAGAAAUUGGAUAAAAUCAAUGGCAAAAAAAGAUGAUAUAGACGAUGCUAUUUCAAAAUAUGACGGGUUAUGGGAAUUAGAGCUUCCCAAAAGACCACUUUGGAAAAACGAUUUAGGACUUGUAUUGAAAUCUAAAGCAAAACACGCUGCGAUUUCUUCAAAACUAUAUCGUCCUUUCAUUUUUAAAAGCAAACCUUUUGUUGUUCAGUACGAAGUAACUUUACAAGAUGGACAAGAAUGCGGGGGGUCUUACUUGAAGCUGUUAUCAAAAUCUGCAGAUACCGAUGAUUUAACCAAGUUCAAUGACAAAACACCAUAUACUAUUAUGUUUGGGCCUGACAAAUGUGGAAAUGACAUAAAAUUACAUUUUAUAUUUCGGCAUGUUAAUCCAAUUAACGGUACAAUAUCCGAAAAACAUUGUCGUAAGUCAAAGGAAAGACUAGAAGAACUUUUUAAAGAUAAAAUGCCACAUUUAUAUAGACUUUUAAUAAAACCGGAUAACACAUACCAAAUAAGUGUUGACCACAAAGUUGUAAACGAAGGUUCACUUUUAACUGAUUUCACACCGCCUGUAAACCCUCCUCGCGAAAUUGACGAUCCAACUGAUGAAAAGCCCAAAGAUUGGGAUGAAAGGGAAAAAAUUCCAGAUCCUGACGCGAAAAAACCAGAAGAUUGGGACGAGGAUGCUCCACCAAAAAUACCUGAUCCUAAUGCUGUAAAACCUGACGGUUGGUUAGAUGAUGAGCCAGAAAUGAUACCAGAUCCAAGUGCGAGUAAGCCAGAAGAUUGGGAUAUUAGUAUUGACGGUGAAUGGGAGGCUCCCUUAAUCGACAACCCUGCAUGCGAAAAAGCAGUUGGAUGUGGUGAAUGGAGUCCGCUUUUGAUAACGAAUCCAGAGUAUAAAGGCAAAUGGCGCCCACCAAUGAUAGAAAAUCCUAAUUAUCAAGGAAAAUGGAGCCCACGUAAAAUUUUAAAUCCUGAUUUUUAUGAAGAUCUAGAACCAUUUAAAUUGACGCCAAUUGCUGCUGUUGGUAUAGAAUUGUGGUCCAUGUCUAGUGACAUUCUUUUCGACAAUAUUCUAAUUACUGAUGAGAUAAGUUUAGCUGAUGAAUACGCCUCUAAAACUUUUGAUUUGAAGAAAAAAUAUCUAGAUAAAGCAUCGCAAACAUUCCUAAAUAGAUUUAUCAGUUAUUCCAAUGAAAAUCCCUGGUUAUGGGGAGUUUAUAUUUUAGUUGUAGGUACACCAUUAUCAUUUACAAUAUAUUCUUUAUGUUGCGCAUCAAGUAAGGAGGAAGAUGAAAAAAUUGCUGCAGGUAGGGCAAAAAAAACAGAUGAAGUUACACCAGAUGAUGAAGAGAAAGAAGCUGAACAAAUAAAACAAACCGAGGCAGAAAUACGAGAAUCUGAAAUCUCUAGUCUUAAAAGUAAAAAGUCUGAUUUAGAAGUAAAUAGUAAAGCUGGAGAUACUGAAAAUAACAGUGAAGAAGAAGAAGAAGAACAAGAAGAUGAGGAAAAUAUUGAAAACGAAGAAAAUGAUACAACUGAAGCUAAAAUAGAAAAUAUUGAUGAUUCAAAUUUGCAACCGUCUCCAGAGGGAACAAGAAAACGAAGAACACGUAGUAAUAAAGUUUAAAAAUAUUCCAAAUUCUAAAUAAAUAAGAAUUAAAUUUUCGUAAACAUAUGAGGUUAUAUAAUAUUUUAAAAAAUUUAUGAUAUUUCUAAUUAGAUUUAUAAAUUUCCAUAAGAAACUUGUCUGAAUUUGAAGUGCAUCAUAUUUUUUGUUUUCUCUCUUCAAUGAAAAUUUUUGGUAAUAAUUAGAAUGUUUUUAGUUUUAUUUUAAUGUAAUUUGCCUAUGAGUUUUUGUGUAUUUUAUUUUUAAAACCAAAGAAGUUUUCAAAUAUUUGAUUUAAAAAAAGAUUUAAAUAAGCAAGAACAUGUAAUUUUUUUUUCAA